Tachysurus vachellii is the source of this 1196-nucleotide messenger RNA. Its product is annotated as stathmin-like. The record is from RefSeq and is a predicted model, not a curated record. NCBI's taxonomy places the organism in Eukaryota, Metazoa, Chordata, Actinopteri, Siluriformes, Bagridae. Gene Ontology annotation, molecular function: tubulin binding. The coding region runs from base 137 to 568 and encodes 143 amino acids. Gene Ontology annotation, biological process: microtubule depolymerization; neuron projection development; regulation of microtubule polymerization or depolymerization. Gene Ontology annotation, cellular component: neuron projection; cytoplasm. The transcript is spliced from 5 exons.
AGCCAAUAGGAGAAGACAUCUGGUGUGACGACAUUUGAUUUGGAGUUCUUAUGCGCGAACUAACAUUACAUGCUGCAAGAAGUGCGCGCGAGAGGCGGAUCAGGUGCUCGAAUCAUCUAAGCCAUCUUCUGGUACAAUGGCCUCUAGUGAUAUUAAAGUGAAGGAGCUGGACAAGCGAGCCUCAGGCCAGGCCUUUGAGGUCAUUUUGGGCACUGCUGCCCCAGAAGUGAAAGCAGACUUCCCUCUGUCUCCUCAGAAGAAAAAGGACUGCUCACUGGAGGAAAUCCAGAAGAAACUGGAAGCAGCUGAGGAACGGCGCAAGUCCUAUGAAGCUGGAGUUCUGAAGCAAUUGGCUGAAAAGCGUGAGCAUGAAAAGGAGGUGCAGCAGAAAGCAGUGGAGGAAAAAAACAAUUUCAGCAAGAUGACAGAGGAGAAACUGAAUCAGAAAAUGGAAGCCAGUAAAGAGAACCGUACAGCAAUAAUGGCAGCCAUGACUGAGAAGUUUAAAGAGAAGGAUAAGAAGCUGGAAGAGGUCCGGAAAAACAAGAACAAGGAAGCAGAGAUUUGACCUGUUCAACUGCAGGAGUGGUGGGUUUAAAUGGGUGUUUGACAAGGGGUGUUUUUUUUUUUUUUUUUUUUUUUUUUUUUUUAAAUGCAAUCCAAAGAUUUUUCAUUUGUGUGUAAAUGUAGGAAACCUGAAUCCUUUACUUCUUUCAACUUUACUUUCUGGCGUUUAGUUUUUAGAGUGCAAUGCCUUUUUUUUUUCUUUCUUUCUUGUACAUGCGACUUUUAGUCGUUGACACUGAGCUGUGUUAGCUAUUCUCUAAUGCAUUUUCAGAUACUGGCAGUAGUCUUGGCGUUUUAAAGGAAGCAUUCUACUAUUACGUUAUGGUCCGUAGUUUGUUUUAAUGCAUUAAUGUAUCCUGCACUCUUGUCCGUUCAAUCUGUUACUGCACUUAUGAAAUGUAGGGUGGUCUUUUGUUUUUCUUUUUAAAAACCUCCCUUCAUCAGUGGCCAGUUUUGCUUUUCCUGCUUUAAAGAUGACCAAGGGCUAAUUUUGGAUAUGCACAUGUUCACUAGUGUAGCCAGUUUGGCUUGGAGGAUUUUGACUCUACUGUACAUUUAGAAUGGAAAGGAACAAAUACUUUUUGGCUGUUAUGUUGACCAGUGAAAUAAUAAAACAUUCCAAGACAAAA